Messenger RNA from Diabrotica balteata, 3843 nucleotides. The record is from the annotation of a GenBank genome assembly. Lineage: Eukaryota; Metazoa; Arthropoda; Insecta; Coleoptera; Chrysomelidae.
UGUUUUUCCAGAUCGACUAUCCAGAUAUAGAACCCAGAAGAAUACAAAAUUCUCCGCUGAUGGAUCAUCCGCAGCAUAGAAGCAUGAACAUCAUGUUUGUGGAUGAGUAUGCCCAAAACAUCCCAAGACAGAAUUUGUACCACAAGUGCUCGAGAGGGUCGCAUUCAUCAGACACAAGUUCCGCGUACAGCGGAUCAGACACUAUGGCCUCCACCCAUUCCGAACUCGAUGGAGACGAGCUGGACCUCACCGGGCUCGUCGAAAGCAUCGUUGACAGCGAUGAAGAAGACGAUUUAACAGAGAGUAUGGAUAGUUUGACAGUAAGAGACAGAGUCAGAGAUUGCCUAGAAAAAGAACCGUCAGAGCGAACCGAAGAUGACAUAGAAGCAUUAUUAGAAUUCACCCAACAUUUAAAAGCAUUCACGAAUAUGACAUUAGCAGUGCGAAGAGCCCUGUGUGCGGUUAUGGUAUUUGCAGUGGUAGAAAAAGCUGGUACGAUAGUAAUGAACGACGGAGAAGAAUUGGAUUCUUGGUCAGUGCUUGUUAAUGGCUCCGUAGAAGUUGUGAUUCCAGAUGAGCCGAGUCAAACUUUAUACAUGGGCGAUGCAUUCGGCAUCUUACCAACUAUGGACAAGCUUUACCACAAAGGUGUUAUGGUUACUAAAUGCGAUGAUUGUCAGUUCGUUUGUAUAACGCAGUCAGACUAUUAUAGAAUAUUACAUCAAGGUGAAGAAAAUACGCGACGGCAUGAAGACGAAGGAAAACUAGUCAUGGUAACAGAACUACGAGGUUCACUGGAGCCUGGAAGUAACAGACGAGGUCAUGUAGUUAUUCGCGCAACCGCAGACCGACUCAUGCAACAAUUAAUCGAAGAAAAUUCACUUACAGACCCCACUUAUGUAGAAGACUUCCUUUUAACUCACAGGGUGUUUAUUCAGAGCCCUCUUGUUGUAGCAAGUCAACUGUUAGAUUGGUUUAAAGAUACGGAAGUCCGGGAUAGAGUGACAAGGGUGGUGCUGCUUUGGGUUAACAAUCAUUUUACUGACUUCGAAACGGAUCCUGACAUGAUCGAAUUUUUAGAGACGUUCGAGCAAGGUCUCGAAUCGGAAAAGAUGGUAGGGCAACUAAGGCUUCUUAAUAUAGCCUGCGCAGCUAAAGCAAGGAUACGGAACGUGGUGUUAGCUAGACCUAACAGAGACGAACCCUUGAGUUUUCAAAUUCUUGGAGGAUUCGAACGAAACUUUGGAAUAUUCAUUUCGAAAGUAGAUAAGAAAUCUAAAGCGGAAGACGUCGGCUUGAAGCGUGGUGAUCAGAUUCUCGAAGUGAACAACCACAGCUUCGAGCAUAUGUCUCUCACUAGAGCGUUGGAAAUAUUGAGAGGAACGACACAUCUAAGUAUUACAGUUAAAUCAAAUCUUCUCCAUUUCAAAGAAAUGCUUAAUACUCCCGAUAACUCCCCAAGACCGAGGAGUAGAAAGGUUUCCGAUAUAAACUAAUUUAACUAAAGUUCCUGCGGAUCCUAGAGCUAGACUGUCUAGUGUAGAUGGUAAUAUAAUCCUCGGUCAUGACACUCCUGCUUCUCAGCCGAUCACCAUAAGCAGUCCGGCGAAGGAAGGAAAGAAACAGAGUUUUAUGACGCUAGGAAGACUCCAAAAAGCGCUGAUGAAGAUGAGCAUUUUUCCUAAGAAUAUGAUAAAUGUUGGUUUGGGCCAGGACCAAGUUGAUAGCUUUAAUCCUCCCUCAACGUUAGGAUCGAACCUCUACCAGUCGCAGAGCAAUCCAGAUCUGAUGUCAAUUUGUUACGAUGACUUAAGAUGUACGGAUUACCCAGAACAUGUUUUAAAGGUUUAUAAGCCUGAUCAAAGCUACAAAUACCUCCUAGUCCACAAAGAAACCACAGCCCACGAAGUAGUAAUGCUGGCCCUACAAGAAUUCGGCAUGACGGACCCGAGCAGCAACUUCAGCCUCUGUGAGGUUUCGGUAACGGACAACCAAACCAUCAAGCAGAAACGACUACAGGACGAUCUGCAAAACUUAGCCGAGCGGAUAGGAUUGAGCAGCCGGUAUUAUCUGAAGACUAACGGCGUUACGGAAACUCUGGUACCUGAUGAACUAGCGCCUGAGCUAGUUAGAGAGAGCGCGGUGCAUUUUUUGCAACUAAACGCGGUGGAAGUGGCGAUACAGCUGACUCUGCUGGAUUUCAGUAUUUUUAGACAGAUUGAACCGACUGAGUAUAUCGAUGAUCUCUUCGAAUUGAAGUCCAAAUAUGGCACGCCGAUGUUGGAACAGUUUGCUUCUUUGGUUAACAAAGAAACAUUUUGGGUUGUUUCUGAAGUGUGCGCGGAGCACAAUCCAGUCAGGAGAAUGAAGAUUAUUAAACAGUUCAUUAAAGUUGCAAGGCAAUGCAAAGAAUGCAAAAACUUUAACUCAAUGUUCGCUAUAGUAAGCGGGCUGGGACACGGUGCCGUUUCGAGAUUGAGGCAAAGUUGGGACAAAUUACCCGGAAAGUACCAAAGGGUGUUUUCGGAACUGCAACAACUCAUGGAUCCUUCCAGAAAUAUGAGCAAGUACCGUCAAUUAGUAAGCGCCGAACAGACUCAACCUCCAAUUAUACCUUUCUACCCAGUUGUUAAAAAAGAUUUGACAUUCAUCCAUUUGGGCAACGAUUCCAAAGUUGAAGGCCUAAUAAACUUUGAAAAGCUGCGGAUGAUCGCCAAGGAAGUCAGAUCGUUGAGCAACAUGUGCAGUAGUCCGUACGAUUUACUCACGAUGCUCAAAUUGGGCGGCCAGCCUGCUAGCAAUGCCAUGGUAGCACUCAAUCAACUAACCACUGCCUCAAGUAAUUAUCACGCACAAGGUCAAGCAACUGUAAAACGAAGAAAAAAAUCAGCGGCAGCUCCGAACCCUAAGAAGAUGUUUGAAGAGUCCCAGAUGGUACGAAGGGUUAAGGCCUAUUUGAACAACCUCCAAGUCGAAACAGACGAAGCCAAACUGCACGAGAUGUCGCUGGAGUGCGAGAGUCCUGCGACGGGCGGAUCCUCGGGGCCCGGCAGUCAAAGGACCAAACGGCAUUCUUCACCAGCACCUAGUACUACCAGCAGUACGAGCAGUGCCAGCGAUGAGAGGAAGCCUACUGCCAAAUUCGGUUCGGCUUCGCCUCAAGCGGUGCGGAAAUUAUUGGCAUUAUCGGAACCGAAUAAAACAAGGCCGCAUCAGCCUCGUCUUCCUUCUCAUGGUCUCAAUCAGCCCAGUCCUGCCGUCAGGCGGGCACCAAGUGCCACAGGAAGUUACUCCAGUUACGGGUCCCACAGUUCGAGUAGUUCAGGAGCGGGCGGAAGAGCCAUGCACGAGAGAUCUCAUUCAGACACGCCCACACCUCUCCCCUCCGUAGCUUUGUCUGCAGAAAGCAGUAGUGUUACUUCCCUCAGCAACUUACCUUUGAGAAAGACUGUGACUUCUGGUUCGGUCUCUUCAUCGGACUCGGGUCAUAGUACCAUCAGCCAAGUGACGACCAGCUCCAACGAUUGUCAUUCCUACCAACCGAGAUGUCCGAGUCCGCCCAGACAUCCGCCGCCUAUACCAGGCUGGUUACCUGCUCGCAUUGGUUCUUUGCCCCCUUGUGCUCUAGCUGUGGCCGUUUUACCUCCCUUACCUAUAGCUUUUCGUAAUUCCAAUGGUCCUGGUAGACGACAACCGCCCGCUUACAGUGUUGCAGCGCAAAUGGCGAGGUUGCAUCGGUUAGGUAGAGCUCAUUCGCACGAAGGUGUUACUCAGGGUUACCAUUAUCACACCGAUCCGGAUACGGAUCAGGAUGACGAUGAGACCCAAGUCUCGGCGGUGUGA